UUCGAGCCCGAGUUUCAGGCUUUGCUCUCGAGGCUGAUUUUUUCCAGCAGAGGGUUCUUGGGCAGUGGCUAUGGGGGCAGGAAUGGCGCAGCUGGAGGGUUACUAUUUCUCGGCUGCCUUGAGCUGUACCUUUUUAGUGUCUUGCCUCCUCUUCUCCGCCUUCAGCCGAGCGCUGCGAGAACCCUACAUGGACGAGAUCUUCCACCUGCCGCAGGCGCAGCGCUACUGUGAGGGUCAUUUCUCCCUUUCGCAGUGGGAUCCUAUGAUUACUACAUUACCUGGCUUAUACCUGGUGUCAGUUGGAGUGGUCAAACCUGCCAGUUGGAUCUUUGGAUGGUCUGAACAUGUUGUCUGUUCCAUUGGAAUGCUCAGAUUUGUUAAUCUUCUCUUCAGUGUUGGCAACUUCUAUUUACUAUAUUUACUUUUCCGCAAGGUACAACCCAGAAAUAAGGCUGCUUCAAGUAUCCAGAGAAUCUUGUCAACAUUAACACUAGCAGUAUUUCCCACACUAUAUUUUUUUAACUUCCUUUAUUAUACAGAAGCAGGAUCCAUGUUUUUUACUCUUUUUGCCUAUUUGAUGUGUCUUUAUGGAAAUCAUAAAACUUCAGCCUUGCUUGGAUUUUGUGGCUUCAUGUUUCGUCAAACAAAUAUCAUCUGGACUGUUUUCUGUGCAGGGAAUGUCAUUGCACAGAAGUUAACUGAAGCUUGGAAAACUGAGCUACAAAAGAAGAAGGAAGAGAGGCUUCCCCCUAUUAAAGGACCAUUUUCAGAAUACAGAAAAAUUCUUCAGUUUCUUUUGGCUUAUUCCAGGUCCUUUAAGAACUUGAGUACACUUUUCCUUUUGACUUGGCCCUAUGUCCUUCUGAUAUUCGUGUUUUGUGUUUUUGUAGUAGUUAAUGGUGGAAUUGUUAUUGGUGAUCGAAGUGGUCAUGAAGCCUGUCUUCAUUUUCCUCAGCUAUUCUACUUUUUCUCUUUUACUCUCUUUUUUUCCUUUCCUCAUUUGCUAUCUCCUAGCAAAAUUAAGGCUUUUCUUUGCCUAGUUUGGAAACGUAGAAUUCAGUUUUGUGUGAUUACUUUAGUCUCUGUAUUUUUAGUUUGGAAAUUCACUUAUGCUCAUAAAUACUUGCUAGCAGAUAAUAGACAUUAUACUUUCUAUGUGUGGAAAAGAGUUUUUCAAAGAUAUGAAAUUGUGAAAUAUUUGUUAGUUCCAGUCUAUAUAUUUGCUGGUUGGAGUAUAGCUGACUCAUUGAAAUCAAAAUCGAUUUUCUGGAAUAUAAUGUUUUUCAUAUGCUUGUUCACUGUUACAGUUCCUCAGAGACUGCUGGAAUUUCGUUACUUUAUUUUACCUUAUAUUAUUUAUAGGCUUAACAUACCUCUGCCAGCCACAUCCAAACUUGUUUGUGAAUUGGGUUGCUAUGCAGUUGUUAAUUUCCUAACCUUUUAUAUCUUUCUAAACAAGACUUUUCAGUGGCCAAAUAGUCAGGACAUUCAAAGAUUUAUGUGGUAAUGUCAGGGAUAUUUUGAACUCUAAAAGUAGAUUUAAUAUUUAGAUUAUCUCUGCAGUGAACAAUAGAAUAGGUAGAAAUUAUGGAAUUUCUUUUAGGCAUAAUGAUGAUCCUCAGGUCACAUCGGAUUUCUUACAUAUGUUUUAAACAUAUAUUAAGCGAUAAAGAGCUGAGAAAGUUUAAGACCUACUUCAAAAGCCUGAAUAAUGGCAAAACAUUACAAUUAUCUCAUGAUAACUCUUAGACAUUGUUGGCCACCCAGAAAGCUUGGCAACUUUUCAUAUAAACAAGUUUAAGAAAACUGGGUAUGCUUCAUAGUACUAGAACUACUUUAGUAAUUCUCUUCAGAAAGAAAUAAAGUAUUUGAAAAAUAUUUCCAAAUGAUCAGAUAAUAUUCUUGAUUCGAAAAUUGCUUAACAUUUCAGUACAUGCAAUUUUAACCUUGUCAGAAUAGAGUCAUAUAAAGUAGAGGCCCACAUAUGUUUAUCUAGGAACCAAGUUGUUGGUUUUUGUUUAAAAUGUACAAACCUGAAGCUCUUUCACUGAUUCCUAAUAUGAAAUGUAUGAUGGCCAAAGAUAAAUUGUGUUGGUUAUAAAAUCUUUUAAAAGGAGUUUUCUUUCUGAAAUACAUUAUUGCAUUAAUUUCCUAGGGUUGCCCUAACAAAUGACCACAAACUUGGUGGCUUAAAAAAUUUUCUCUCACAGUUCUAGAGGCCAGAAAUCUGAAACCAAAGUGAUAGCAGGGUAUGUUCCUUCUGGAGCUUCUGAGGGAAAAUGUGUUUCAUGCUUCUCUCCCUCCUAGCCUCUGGUGGCUGUCUGCAGUCCUUGGAGUUCCUUGGCUUAUUGACACUAUCACUCUAGUCUCUGUCUUCACGUGGCCUUCCUCCCUGUCUUCUCUUCUUUCUAAGGACAAUGUCAUUAGAUUUAGGGCCCAUCCUAAUCCAGAAUAAACUCAUCUGGAGAUCCUUAAUUUAAUUAUACCUACAAAGGCCCACUUUUCCAAGUAAGGUCACAUUCACAGGUUCCAGGUAGACAUUUUUUGUGAGACACUUUAAAAUCUGUUGCACAGUUACGAAAAGGACAUUUCAAGAUAAACCUAAGAUUUUUAGAGGAUAAUAUCUUUGCAGAGAUCUUUUAAAUAAAAUUUUAUCUUAAUUACAGCUUUACUACAGCUAAAAGUAACUCGUAUUUGAUUCCAUUAUACAAAAAAGUUAGAACUGAAAGGAAGUUGAAAAUCAUUUGAUCUAACCUUAUUCUGUAGAUUAGAGAACUGGAGGGGUAGGAUUUUUUUGUGUCAGUUUGGAUUCUGUGUUUACUAUUUCAGGGCAUUCAUUGGGUUGUCAUUCCAUUACAAGAAAGUAUU
Molecule: messenger RNA, 2868 nt
Organism: Cynocephalus volans (Philippine flying lemur)
Lineage: Eukaryota; Metazoa; Chordata; Mammalia; Dermoptera; Cynocephalidae
Gene: ALG10
Product: ALG10 alpha-1,2-glucosyltransferase
Exons: 3
Coding region: 71-1507 (478 amino acids)
Biological process (GO): protein N-linked glycosylation; dolichol-linked oligosaccharide biosynthetic process
Cellular component (GO): endoplasmic reticulum
Molecular function (GO): dolichyl pyrophosphate Glc2Man9GlcNAc2 alpha-1,2-glucosyltransferase activity
Source: RefSeq, a predicted model, not a curated record